Vicia villosa (hairy vetch) is the source of this 745-nucleotide messenger RNA. Its product is annotated as albumin-1-like. The transcript is spliced from 2 exons. Bases 90 to 500 code for a protein of 136 amino acids. NCBI's taxonomy places the organism in Eukaryota, Viridiplantae, Streptophyta, Magnoliopsida, Fabales, Fabaceae. The record is from RefSeq and is a predicted model, not a curated record.
AUAAAUUAAUACAUGUAAGAAUGAACUCAUGCAAGUUGCAACACAACACUACACCAACCUAGCUAGUUCUUUCAAUUCAUUCAAGCAUUAUGGCUUAUGCUAAGCUCUCUCUUUUGCCUCUCUUCUUACUAGCCACAUUUUUAUUAAUGUUCCCAAUGAAGGAGGUAGAAGCAGUUUGUCCAAUUGCAUGUUUUCUAUAUAAGCCAAAAGGAUGUGGUGAUGGUUGUAAAUGUGUCCCCGCUUCACUAACUUCUGGGGUAUGUGUUAAAGCGUCAUUUCAACAUGUUACUAUGAUGGUGGAGAAACACCCUAACUUAUGUGAGUCUCAUGCUGAUUGCACCAAAAAAGAAAGUGGGAGCUUUUGCGCUCGUUUUCCAAAUUCAGAGAUUGAGUAUGGAUGGUGUUUUGACUCUAACUCUGAAGCUGAAGCCUCAUUCAAGAAUGCUCUUAGCUCUGAAUUCUCAAACUUGUUGAAGAUGCCUUUAGAUGCUUCCACUUAAUAUGGACAACAAAAACCAUGCAUGCAUGCAUGAUCUAUCUAUACUUAAAUAAAAUUGCUAUGUCUGUCUUUAUUUCCAACUAAGUUUGGAUUUCUUAGACACUUAAAUUUCAAAAAUAAUGUAUGUAUGUGUGUGGGUAUGUACUUUGUUAUCUAUGUUUUUACUUUGCAAGUAAUGGAUUCUAAUGACUCUAUGUAUGUUUUCUUGAAUCCUUUAAUGAGUAUUGGAGCAUGAUUUGCAUAUGA